Messenger RNA from Cyclopterus lumpus (lumpfish), 2855 nucleotides. RefSeq names its product glycoprotein A33 (transmembrane), paralog b (gene gpa33b). NCBI's taxonomy places the organism in Eukaryota, Metazoa, Chordata, Actinopteri, Perciformes, Cyclopteridae. The transcript is spliced from 7 exons. Bases 134 to 1711 code for a protein of 525 amino acids. Gene Ontology annotation, cellular component: plasma membrane. The record is from RefSeq and is a predicted model, not a curated record.
CUCAUUACCUAGAAGCGUUAACUUCUCCAUACUUGGGAGUUCACCGUGAAGGUUAGGCGGACUUUCGCUCUUGGGACCGAAAUCAUCAAUUUCAUAUUUCCUACUUGCUGGACAUUUUCCUCCUUGUUCAUCAAUGACCACCAAAAGGCUGUUUGGAUGGCGAAAGCUGUUUCUGAUCGCCACAGUGCUUCCCUGCUGCAGGAGUUUGGAGGUUUCCAUUCCACAGAAAGAAUAUGAGGUUGCGAGAGGAGACGAUAUUAUUUUGACCUGUUCCUUCGUCCCAGCCAGACCAGUCACCAAUACACUGGUCCUCACAUGGGAAGGCUACCCUGACACUGCUGGUGAACCAAUGCUCCUAGUGGCCACCUACUUCAUAAACAAUCCGAUUAACAUCGCUCCGGGUUAUGAAGGCAGAGCCUUUGUGGAGGUUGACACUGACAGACAAGUCAGCACACUGCGCUUAACAAAGGUGACCAUGCAGGACAGCCGCAGCUACCAAUGCAGUGUCAUGAUCUUUAAUGAUGACGAGGGAACGCCAGCGGCCACCACGUCCCUUCUGGUCCUGGUGCCUCCCUCUAAGCCGAUCUGCAGCCUUAAGGGAGAAGCAGAGUACUGGAAUGACAUCACGCUCACCUGCAUGUCUGAGGAGGGAUCACCUAAACCCGUCUAUGAGUGGAAGAGCUACAGUGUGGAAAACAUUCCCAGACCAUUUCCAAUGAAGACAACCGAAAGGGAUGGAGCUCUAUCCCUCUUCAAUAUUUCAAGAGAAACAUCUGGGUUCUUCAAUUGCACAUCAGCAAAUCGGAUCGGUUCUAACACCUGCUCCUUCACAUUAGCUGUCAUGCCCACCAGCAUGAAUGUUGGGUCCACUGGAGCUAUAGUUGGAGGAGUCCUCGCAGGUCUGGUGUUGCUGGGGAUCGUCAUCUUCUGUUGCUACAAGAAAAAGUGCAAAAAGGACAAAUAUGCUGAAGGUGUCCCUGGAGACGUUGAGUUUUAUGACAAAGAUGCUUCCGAAGCUGGAGAGCAGUUCUGGGACGACAAGUCAACCGGCGAGAAAAAGCAGGUCAACCAGCGUGAAGACGAAGACGUUGUUCCUCAAAACAACUUCACCAGUCGAGCUGCGCACACGCCGGAGGACGAUCAGCACAGUUAUAACAGCGGUAAAGAAAAGAAUGACGAUGGCAGGGGCAGUGAUGUCGACUCUCGGCGUUACCAGGACGACCAGCGCGAUCACCGCCGCGGAAGUCGUGAUAACCUGGACGAUGAACGCGGUCGUUACGGCGGCAGUCGCGAUCGCCUCGACGAUGAACGUAAGCGUGACAGUGGAAGUCGCGAUAGAGUCGAUCAGCGUGAUCAUUAUAGUGGGAGCCGCGAUCGCCUUGACGAUCCGCAUGAUAGUCACCGUGGCAGUCGCGAUCGCCUCGACGAUCAGCAUGAUAGUCACCGUGCAAGUCGCGAUCGCCUUGACGAUCAGCAUGAUAGUUACCGUGGCAGUCGCGAUCGCCUUGACGAUCAGCAUGAUAGUUACCGUGGCAGUCGCGAUCGCCUCGACGACCAACGCGAUGCUUACCGAGGAAGUCGUGAUCGCCUCGACGAUCAACGCGAUGCUAAACGAGGAAGUCGUGAUCGCCUCGACGAUCGGCGUGACCGGUCUGGCGGAAGCCGCGAUCGCCUCGAUUACACUGACGAUCAAAACAGAAACCGGUAUUAAUAAAUUUGAGUUACUGAAUUUCGACAUUCCCUUUUUUUUCUUCCUGCACUAAAAAUAUUCUACUGGGUUUCGGGACCUGAAGCCCUCGGACACGAUGCGAAUGUGAGCUGCACACCGAUUGGUUCAGACUCGGUGCUCGGGGAGGUCGCAGACGACAGAGCCAAAUAGGUGGAGAGUUCAAAACUUAAACUUAACCUCGUGUAUCUUAGCCACACAGACAGUCACGCAUGCACAACGCAGCAACAAGCUAUUGUAGCGCACCCCGAGCCAUUGGAAAGAUUGGUUUCAGGGUGCCGUGGUGCCAUUGUCGCAUUGUGUCCGAAGGCGCCAGGUCACGUCAUAAAGAGACGCCGCUAAAUUAAUCUGCACAUCUUUGCAAAUACUAUGAAUUGUCAUGUAAAAAGCCUAAAUUAUAAGCGUCUCUAAUAUAAGCCGGCCCCACAUAAAUGUUGCAUUUUCUCUUAGACUCAAGUAAAUAAAGGCCGCUGUUUGAGAAUAUUCAGACCACUAAUCGCGGUGAUCCAACAGAAUAAUUUUUUUAAAGUUUUGCAGUAAUUAAUCCUGCGCUGACUGAGCAUUGAAGAGGAGUUGAGAACACCAAAUAUGAUGUUGAUGACGAUGACGCACAGUUUUAAUGGACAUCUGUGAGCCAAUCAACUAUCAGAACACAACUUUAGACUUGAGGUAAAUCUGGUUGCUCUAAUCAGGACCUCAGUCAACAGGCCGAUGUCCGAGAAGGGUUCAUAUGCCCAGAGGUCUCAGUGUGGAUACGCUGGGUCUUUAAUUAUAUUGUACUAAUAGUGUCAUCAUACCCUUUGUGUGUGUUUGUUUGUUUGUUUUUUCAUAAAAUCUUGCCUAGUGCCUAUCUCAAUUAACGUAAAUUGGUCAUUGAACAUCUGCCAAUCGUUAAUACAUAAUAAUAGCAAACAUGUUCAGGCCACAUAUCUAAUGCAGUAAUUUGGGGAUUGUUGUUAAAACAUUGUUUCAGGUAAAAGGGAUUGUUCUAUUUUUUUUUUUUACUCAACCAAAUCAAAUGUGUACAUUAUCUUUGAUUUUGUGUUUAACCUGUAGUUUGUGAUCGAGAGUAAUAAAGUGCCUCAGCGUCCCCUGUGCUAGAUUUACAGCUAUUUUAAAACUUAUUUUU